This is a messenger RNA of Beta vulgaris subsp. vulgaris (sugar beet), 1882 nucleotides long. RefSeq names its product TNF receptor-associated factor homolog 1a. Lineage: Eukaryota; Viridiplantae; Streptophyta; Magnoliopsida; Caryophyllales; Amaranthaceae. Bases 285 to 1577 code for a protein of 430 amino acids. The record is from RefSeq and is a predicted model, not a curated record. The transcript has 9 exons. Gene Ontology annotation, molecular function: protein binding.
GAGUUGUAUUUGCUUUUGUUUACGAAUAUGUUAUUGUUUUUUGUUUGAUUUGAUUUGAGAUUUGUGAUUAAAUUUCAUUUUUUGCUGAGAAAUUUGUCAAUCGCAGUAUUUUUGAUCUAUUUUUUGUUCGUUAAUUUAUUUUUGCACUGCUUGACAGUUUACAUGCCGAAAUUUGCUGCCUUUGAAUUGUUUGUUUUUGACUCUGCGCUGGUUUAUGAAUUUGCAUUAGUUUUACAGUGGGAGAAGCUGAAAGAGGAUAGAGGGGAGGGGUUUUAGGAUAGGUUAUGGCUGCAAACGUGAGUGAGGACUCUGUUCACGUCCCCUCGACUUCACCUCCGUAUUGGGAUGCUGAUGAUAGUGAUGAUGAUGGAGGGCCAAAGCCUGAAGAGCUGUAUGCUAAGUACACAUGGAGGAUUGAUAAGUUUUCGCAGAUUAAGAAGAGAGAGCUUCGCAGUAAUGCAUUUGAAGUUGGCGGCUACAAUUGGUACAUCUUGAUAUAUCCUCAGGGGUGUGAUGUCUGUAACCAUCUCUCCUUGUUUCUUUGUGUUGCUAACCAUGAUAAGCUUCUUCCAGGAUGGAGUCACUUUGCUCAAUUCACUAUCGCUGUUGUGAAUAAAGAUGCAAAAAAGUCAAAAUAUUCUGAUACGUUACAUCGUUUCUGGAAAAAAGAGCAUGAUUGGGGGUGGAAAAAGUUUAUGGAGCUAUCUAAAGUGUCAGAUGGUUUUGUGGAUGCAGACGACGUACUUACCAUUAAGGCUCAAGUUCAAGUGAUCAGGGAGAAGGCAGAUCGACCAUUUCGCUGUCUGGACUGUGCGUAUAGAAGAGAACUUGUUCGAGUGUACCUAACAAAUGUUGAGCAGAUCUGCCGGCGUUUUGUUGAAGAGAGAGGAGGAAAGCUGGGAAAGCUGAUAGAGGACAAAGCUAGGUGGUCAAGUUUUUGUGCAAUUUGGCUAGGAAUGGAUCAGAAUACAAGACGUCGCGUGUCAAGGGAGAAGAAAGAGAUGAUACUAAAAGUUGUUGUGAAGCAUUUUUUUAUAGAGAAGGAGGUCACAUCUACUUUAGUUAUGGAUUCAUUGUACAGUGGGCUGAAAGCGCUUGAAGGUCAAAGCAAAGGCAAAAAAGGAACGGAAAAGUCACUAGAGGGUGAAGAUACACCUGCUCCUAUUGUUCGAGUGGAGAAGGAUGUGUUUGUUUUGGUAGAUGAUGUCUUAUUACUACUUGAGAAGGCUGCCAUGGAACCAUUGCCUCCAAAGGAUGACAAGGGUCCUCAGAACCGCACCAUGGAUGAAGAUAGUGGAGAGGAUCCCAACAAAGACUCUAUUGAGUGUGAUAAGAGGCGUUUGACGGAAAUAGGCCGAAGGACGGUGGAAAUUUUUGUGCUUUCUCAUAUUUUCAGCAAUAAAAUUGAAGUGGCCUACCAGGAAGCUCUCGCGUUAAAGAGACAAGAGGAACUCAUUCGUGAAGAGGAGGCUGCAUGGCUGGCUGAGAGUGAGAAGGCCAAGCGAGGUGCUGGAGAUAAGGACAAAAAAUCAAAGAAAAAACAGGUUGCUCCUUAUUAUGCAACAAUUGAUUUUUGAAACUUCUUGUAGUCUGAAGCUGACUCUCAAAUCUUUUAGAAACUAGAGUGGGAAAUUAGAUAUUAUAUUUGGUUUUGGCUCUCCUUGAAUGAUAAGGAGGCGAGUGGUGUGAAGAAAUGAGAUUCGUCCAAAUUGUGUUUUCAUUUCAGUUGGUGUGGUUAUAUUCAGGUCCGGUCCUGGAGGUAGUUUUGAGGGGCAACUGCUCAAGGCCCGUUAAUAUAAAGGGCCCAAUUUUGAUUUAAAGCUUGUAACAAAAGGGAGAAACAACAAUUAUUAAAAUCAAUAAUAUGAAGUUUGGCUUGGUG